CUCCCCUCACUUCCCCUCUUGUGCCCACGCUGUCUAGCAGAAAGCUUCUUCCAAUUUCCAAUCUAUUGGUUCAAGUUCCAAUAUUUCCAGCAGGAGGCAUUUUAACGGCGCAAACCUGUGCGAGGUACGGGGCAUAUCCAUGGCGAGCAUACCGCCAGUGAUGCUUACUUUACCAGAAGCACAGGAGGAAUUCCAUGACUUGUUACGAAAACUCAGGGACCCUCAUAACCAAAGGAAACUCAUUGAUUGGAUUAAGUACAACUGGAGAGAAGAUGAUGAUGAGUCUCCUGAAGGUAUAUUGAGAUCUAUAGCCACUGAUAUUAGACUUCAUUUGCCAAUUGAAGCUGUGCUUCCAUCUGAAAAAAUCAUACCACCAUCCUCUGGUGAAAAUGCUGAUUGUGAUCCUAAAUAUACCCGACAUGUAGAUUCAUUCUUAUAUGACAAUGGACUGUUGCAUGAGUUGACUGCCAAAGGUGUGAUUGAAUCACAUUACUGUGUGCAGUGCGGGUCUACUAAAACAAAAUCACUUACAUUUAUAUCCCAUUCUGCUUCUCGAUCUCAAAUAUCCUAUAUGUACAAUGUUUUGCUACCUCCUUUAGAGGAUGACAAAGUGUUGUUGGAUGUUGGUUCUCGUCUGGGACCAAUCUUAUAUGGGGCAUAUUUGUAUACAAAUGUAGGGAAAAUAUAUGGCAUUGAAAUAAAUGGAGAACUUUGCAGGAUGCAGAGGGAGAUUGUAAUGAAGUAUGGUUUCCAGGACCGGAUUGAAAUCAUUGACAGCAGCAUCGAACAACGUUUUGACCUGCUGGCAACAGCUGACAUAAUUGUCUUGAAUAAUGUGUUCGAGUUUUUUAUGGAAUCAAAUGAUCAAGCGAAAAUGUGGAAACUCAUUUAUGAGCAUGUGAAGAAAAAGGCUCUACUAGUUACAUGUCCUGCCCUGGAUGUUACCAUGGAAAAUUUGCCUGGAAUUGGGAUUGAUUUGGAUAAAUGGGUUCAAGAAUUGGAUGUAUAUAACAUGGAUGCUCCAGACAUGCCAACUGAUGAUCCUGAAUUGAAGAUGAUACAUCUUUAUGAGGUUACUAACCCAGGGAAGAGUAACUGAUAGAAGCAUUCCCAACCCAAAGAUUGUACAUUAGAUGCAUGUUGUUUUGUUCUUAUGUUGGGUUCUUCUUAAUUCUUCUUCAGUUUUGUUUUGCAUUUUAUUAUGUUAAGAUUUUGACUGGUUUUUUACUUGAUUUGUAAGGCUCUAACAUUUCCUAAAACAUUCUAGUUUUAAGAGAGAUGUAUGUGUCUUUCCUCUACAAAGGAAAUAUUGAUGAGAAAAGGAUCGGACCAUUGAAUCCUACCCCUUUGAUGGUAGUAGAAAGGCUUUCUACAAUGGAGAGGUACUGUAGUAUAUUCCAAGUGAUGAAUGUGUUAAGUGAAUGUUCCCCCAUGGAAUCCAAUCUUAGACAAAAUGUGCAAAUGUGACAACAUAAAUUAUUUACAAGUCAAUCAUUUGUUCUAUCGAGUAUAGUAUGAGAGUUGGAAUGUGUUUAAAACGUGUAAUUGCAGUAAAAGUGCCACAAGUUAUUAAAAUGUUUUUUGGGAAGAUUCUUUUUAAUGCUUUU
Messenger RNA from Thrips palmi, 1607 nucleotides. RefSeq lists its product as uncharacterized. Gene Ontology annotation, molecular function: methyltransferase activity. The transcript has 7 exons. NCBI's taxonomy places the organism in Eukaryota, Metazoa, Arthropoda, Insecta, Thysanoptera, Thripidae. The record is from RefSeq and is a predicted model, not a curated record. Bases 140 to 1099 code for a protein of 319 amino acids.